AUGGACAGAGCGGCGCUCCUGGGACUGUCCCGCCUGUGCGCGCUGUGGGCAGCCCUGCUCGCGCUCUUCCCCUGCGGAGCCCAGGAAAACUGGAUGUGGCUGGGCAUCGCCUCCUUUGGGGUCCCGGAGAAGCUGGGCUGCGCCAACCUGCCGCUGAACAGCCGCCAGAAGGAGCUGUGCAGGAGGAAGCCGUACCUGCUGCCGAGCAUCGGCGAGGGCGCGCGGCUGGGCAUUCAGGAGUGCAGGAGCCAGUUCAGACACGAGAGAUGGAACUGCCUGGUCACCGCCGCCGCCCAGCCGGGCGCCAGCCCCCUCUUUGGCUACGAGCUGAACAGCGGCACCAAGGAAACAGCAUUUAUUUAUGCCGUGAUGGCUGCAGGCCUGGUGCAUUCUGUGACCAGGUCAUGCAGUGCAGGCAACAUGACCGAGUGCUCCUGUGACACCACCUUGCAGAAUGGCGGCUCAGCUAGUGAAGGCUGGCACUGGGGGGGCUGCUCCGAUGAUGUCCAGUAUGGCAUGUGGUUCAGCAGAAAGUUUCUAGACUCCCCCAUCAGAAACACCACAGGAAAAGAAAGCAAAGUACUGUUAGCAAUGCACCUACACAACAAUGAAGCCGGAAGGCAGGCUGUUGCCAAGUUGAUGUCAGUAGACUGCCGCUGCCACGGAGUGUCCGGCUCUUGCGCUGUGAAAACGUGCUGGAAAACCAUGUCUUCUUUUGAAAAGAUUGGCCAUUUGUUGAAGGAUAAAUAUGAAAACAGUGUCCAAAUCUCAGAGAAAAUAAAGAGGAAAAUACGCAGGAGAGAAAAAGACCAGAGGAAAAUACCCAUCCGCAAAGAUGAUCUGCUCUACAUUAAUAAGUCUCCCAAUUACUGUGUAGAGGAUAAGAAACUAGGGAUCCCAGGAACGCAAGGCAGAGAGUGCAACCGCACGUCAGAGGGCGCGGACGGCUGCAACCUCCUUUGCUGUGGCCGCGGCUACAACACGCACGUGGUCAGGCACGUGGAGAGGUGCGAGUGCAAGUUCAUCUGGUGCUGCUACGUCCGCUGCAGGAGAUGCGAAAGCAUGACUGACGUACACACUUGCAAGUAGCCCCUCCCUCCAGCCCUGAGCGACACUCCUCAGUGACCAACAAAGGAGUGUCAUCCGGAGGGUCCCUCCACCAGUGCAGGGCUGGUGAAGCCGCCUCCUGCCCCAGGAGUCCUGGGCCCUUGCGCCUCUGGCAGAGCCCCCUCUACCUGAUGGAUAUCCAAUCACACACUGAGCACGUGGAUUUUUUGGGAUGCCAGAGUUGACAAGGUUUGGGUUCAUCCUUUGGUGGUCUGGAAAUACAUACUGAUCUACCAGGAAGAUCAUCCGUCUCCUAAACAAGAAAGAACAGGAAGGAGCCUUCAUGUGGGGAGACUAGGUCCAUGCUCAGGAUGAGAUCCUUGAGUAUGGAACUCAGCUAUGGAGCUCAAUAGUGAAGUUUCUACUUUAAAAUCCCAGCUCUGAAAUAAUGGAGAAGAGAGGGAUCUUGAAAGCACAUGGGAAAAUUAAAGGGAAUGGAGAGAGCCACACUGGAAAACUUCUCUCUGAUCCACAGCAGCUAGAUAAAACUCCUUUCUUCCAAGAACGAAAUGUGACAAAGUUGAACUAUAAAAUCAACCUGUCUCUCCACUUAGAAAAGGGAAGAUGCCCUGCUAAAAUCAUGUAAGGGCCCCGCCUACACCGACUUUACCCCAAAGACUCAACGGAGGGGGCGGUAACUGAACUGGACAGCCACACACACUACAUCCUGAUGACAAAAGUAUUGCAACACGGUUCACCUCCACCAUAAGGGCUCCACAGCAUACAACUCCUCCAACCAGUGUGAAUCAGCUAGACCUCAGGUUCCUUCCUCUUCAGCUGUUUGAGGUAUCGGGUUUCGGAAAUAUUUCAGUUGAUCAGCAAGCUUUUUAACCAUGUUUUCUGUAAAUACUUCAGGUGAUUAAAGACUAA
This is a messenger RNA of Hyaena hyaena (striped hyena), 1977 nucleotides long. It is a transcript of the gene WNT16, whose product is annotated as Wnt family member 16. The record is from RefSeq and is a predicted model, not a curated record. The coding region runs from base 1 to 1089 and encodes 362 amino acids. Gene Ontology annotation, cellular component: extracellular region. Lineage: Eukaryota; Metazoa; Chordata; Mammalia; Carnivora; Hyaenidae. Gene Ontology annotation, biological process: multicellular organism development; cell fate commitment; canonical Wnt signaling pathway. Gene Ontology annotation, molecular function: frizzled binding; cytokine activity. The transcript is spliced from 6 exons.